Messenger RNA from Cotesia glomerata, 1177 nucleotides. Its product is annotated as collagenase-like. The record is from RefSeq and is a predicted model, not a curated record. The transcript is spliced from 3 exons. Gene Ontology annotation, molecular function: serine-type endopeptidase activity. The coding region runs from base 111 to 1010 and encodes 299 amino acids. Gene Ontology annotation, biological process: proteolysis. NCBI's taxonomy places the organism in Eukaryota, Metazoa, Arthropoda, Insecta, Hymenoptera, Braconidae.
GUAACGGUAUAUGCAUGUGGCUAGUUACAAUCAGUUAUAUUUUCGAGCUCUUCCAAAUAGGGCUCCAAAUCGUUUUCGAAGAAAAACGGACAAUUUGACAAAAUUUUAAAAUGGCUUUUAGUAUGCAGACAAUUGUUAUUUUAUUUAGUGCAGUUUUUAUAAUCAUUCUCAACAGUAAUAUUGUUGAGCCAAUAACUUUUUUUAAACAUGGAGAUAUUCCUAUUCUUGGUCGAGCUGACUCUUAUCAGAGAUCUAUUUACAAAAUGGAGAAACCAUUGACAUCAAGAGAUCAUGACGCAAAUCCCGGACAAUUUCCGUGGAUGGUAUCAAUCCAUAUUAUCCAAAUUGACAAUGAUGAUCAGUACUUUCACUGUGGUGGAUCGAUAAUCUCAAAUCGUUGGGUACUGACCGCUGCACACUGCAUGAAGCAAUCUGAACGAAUAUUAGUAAUGUUCGGUGACGUAAACAGGGCACACGCUGACUACAACUCCUAUCAAGGUCCAGGGUUUGCAAUGAUCGGACCCCACGUUUUUUCUCAUCCAUAUUGGGAUGGACACCAAGAAAAUGACAUUGCACUGCUCUACAUGCCCGAGGACAUUCCUUUUGGACCUACGGUCCAACCGAUAAAACUUUCUGGCCACAUGGAUACCUACAAGUCCUACAGUGGAAAGCAAGCUCUAAUUAUGGGCUGGGGACUGAACGGCACAGGAAGAGAGACCACCAUUCUCCAAUAUGGAUUCUUGCCAAUCAUCUCAAUCGAGAUGUGUUACAUAAGCGGAUAUAUAACCUCAGAUACACUGUGUACCGCAGCAAACACAGGACUUGACGCAUGCCCAGGUGACAGCGGUGGUCCUCUUAUCGUUUACAGUCAGAAUUACAAUUGCUACAUACAAAUUGGCGUCGUCCGUGCUGGAGUGAACAAACAUUGUCCAAGUGCGUAUCCCGGGUUUUACACACGCAUUGACUCCCACUACCUUUGGAUUCAAAAAAUCACGGGGAUACUAUUUUGAUUUAGACAUUUCUAAAAUUUGACUAAUGUUUUUUCGAUAUUUUGAGAUUUCAAGACUGAAGAUUUUUUCUGAGAUUAACCUUGACAGUUAUUAGUUGUUAACGACAUAAGUAAUGUAAAUAUUGUGAUUACACAAGGAGAUUAGACUGUUAGGAAAUUGAAUUUAAU